Galeopterus variegatus (Sunda flying lemur) is the source of this 1835-nucleotide messenger RNA. It is a transcript of the gene ZNF692, whose product is annotated as zinc finger protein 692. Gene Ontology annotation, molecular function: chromatin insulator sequence binding. NCBI's taxonomy places the organism in Eukaryota, Metazoa, Chordata, Mammalia, Dermoptera, Cynocephalidae. Gene Ontology annotation, biological process: regulation of transcription by RNA polymerase II. Gene Ontology annotation, cellular component: kinetochore; chromosome. The record is from RefSeq and is a predicted model, not a curated record. Bases 91 to 1689 code for a protein of 532 amino acids. The transcript has 12 exons.
GUGAAGAGCGCCCCAGUCACACGCCAGGACACAACCCCUCCCUCCCGUGAACCCGUAAAGGCCGACGCCCUCUUUAAGGCCCUAGUGCACAUGGCUUCUUCCCCAGCGACGGAUGCGUCCCGAAAGCGACGGGAGAAGCGGCGACAGCUAGAUGCACGUCGCAGCAAGUGCCGAAUCCGCCUGGGCGGCCACAUGGAGCAGUGGUGCCUCCUCAAGGAGCGGCUGGGCUUCUCCCUGCACUCGCAGCUUGCCAAGUUCCUGCUGGACCGGUACACUUCUUCAGGCUGCGUCCUCUGUGCAGGUCCUGAGCCUUUGCCUCCCAAGGGUCUGCAAUAUCUGGUGCUCUUGUCUCAUGCCCACAGUCGGGAGUGCAGCCUGGUGCCCGGGCUUCGGGGGCCUGGGGGCCGAGAUGGGGGGUUUGUGUGGGAAUGCUCGGCGGGCCACACCUUCUCCUGGGGACCCUCUUUGGGACCUAUACCUACAGAGGCACCCAUGCCAGCUCCCCUUCCACGUACUUCCCGGAGAAGCUGGUGCCCGGAGGCCAUGAGUGGGCAGGAAUCUGCAGGUUUGGAAUCUGAGCAUGAUGAGAGGACUCAAGAGGCCAGGUUGCCCAGGGGCAUAGGACCCCCACCAGAGACUUUCCCACCCCCAGGAGAGGAAGAGGGGGAGGAAGAAGAGGAGGACGAUGAGGAUGAAGAGGAGGUGCUCAGUGAUGCCAGCCUGUGGACCUACAGCUCCUCCCCAGAUGAUGAACCAGAUGCCCCCAGACCACCCCCAAACCCUAUCACCCACACACUUAAGGAUGAGGAGACACCACCAGUCCCUGCAGCUCUUCCCACUCCUGUUGCUGUGCCAUGCUCGACAGCAUCCUCAGUGGGUUCCAGAGCUCCUCUGCCUGUGGAAGUUGGGGUGCAGCCAGAGCUCAGUGGGACCCCUCAAGCGGCCCAGCAGGUUGAGACCCUGGCCAGCCCUGGGAGUCAGGCCCAGUCUGCUCCCUUCCCAGCCUUGGAUGAGGACACUGCACAGAUCGGCCCCAAGAGAAUUAGGAAAGCUGCUAAAAGGGAGCUGAUGCCUUGUGACUACCCCGGCUGUGGAAGGAUCUUCUCCAACCGGCAGUAUUUGAAUCACCACAAGAAGUACCAGCACAUCCACCAGAAGUCCUUCUCCUGCCCAGAGCCAGCCUGUGGGAAGUCCUUCAACUUUAAGAAACACCUGAAGGAGCAUGUGAAGCUGCAUAGUGACACCCGGGACUACAUCUGUGAGUUCUGCGCCCGAUCUUUCCGCACUAGCAGCAACCUCGUCAUCCAUAGGCGCAUCCACACUGGAGAGAAACCCCUGCAGUGUGAGAUAUGCGGGUUCACCUGCCGCCAGAAGGCCUCCCUGAACUGGCACCGGCGCAAGCACGCAGAGAUGGUGGCUGCCUUGUGCUUCCCCUGUGAGUUCUGUGGCAAGCGCUUUGAGAAGCCAGACAGCGUUGCAGCUCACCGCAGCAAAAGUCAUCCAGCCUUGCCCCCAGCUCUACAAGAGUCACCCAGCCACUUGGAGCCCUGUCCUAGCAUUUCUGCCUCUGAACUCCUGGGGUCCAAUGAGGAGUCCAGGCCUUCACUGUCUUCUCAGGAUCCCUCAGCAAUGAGCUCUUCUCCUACCUUCCGCUUCAGGGGCCAGACCCCAGGAAUUGAAAAGGAAUGAGGAGGAAAGGACCCAGAGGAGAAACGCCACAUGCCUGGUCCCCAGGAACUGUGGCAACAGUGCAGGGCAGGGGCAAGAUUGGGUUUUAGGGGAGCUGGACUACUUUAGUCUUUCUACAGGACAGAAUAAACAGUAUUUUACUUGGG